AUGAGUUUGGCCAUUGAACUGAGUAGACAAUGUCUAACAAAAUCGAACUGUACACUAACGGUAAUGAAUACCAUUGAAUAUGCGAGGAAAAAUGUUUACUCUCUCCUAACACAAUUCGGUGGUACAAACCGGCUACCCGCCGAACAACGGAAACAAUUAGAUGAACUUCAAAAACUGCGAGAAGAAGUUCUAGCUCAAGUAUAUCCGAAAACCAAACAUUCAUCUAUUCAAUACUAUCAUGUCAUUGAAAUAAAAAGUCUAAUAAGUAUUGGCGAGCAAGGAUUUCCCGUUUAUACGUACAAUCUCGAUAAUAAUGAGCAAGCAGUGGAGGAUGAGCACGUCGAAGCAUUGAAUAAACUCAAUUCAGUGUCGAAUGCAAUUAUUGUGAGUACCAUUGGAGAUUAUAAUUCAGGAAAAACAUUUUCAGGUAAAUAUCUAAUCUAAUGAAACUAAGUAAAACGAAAUCCAAACUGCUUGAUAUUAUUUUCACAACUUUUAACUUGAAAAUUAUUUUCAAAAUGACUUCUGCUUUCCUUUUUAAUGUUGAAACCUUAUAGAGAGUAUAAUACUGCUACGAAGAACAUUCCAGAUCAAUUAUAAUUUACCUGAACUAUUUCUGUUACGCUUUCGGUGAGAACGUUCACCAUCGUCAGGUAACAAUAUGCCAAGAAAAAGAAUUAUUACUAUUAUAUAUGUCUACAGACGCCCAAGAAGCACAUCCACCUCACUACAAACGCGCGCAGCUACUCGGGCACAACCGUCUCCACAGACCACCGGCUAGUCAUCACCACCACGGUGAUCAAGCCAAACUUCUUGAGACGGCAAGGCACAAAUGCCAGAUCGGUGAAAAUCGACGUACCACGCCUAGCCAACAACGCGACAGAUCGACAC
Molecule: messenger RNA, 891 nt
Organism: Didymodactylos carnosus
Lineage: Eukaryota; Metazoa; Rotifera; Eurotatoria; Philodinida; Philodinidae
Source: the annotation of a GenBank genome assembly